AUGAAUCUUUAAGAGGGAUAAAAUGAUGAGUAUGAGCCUUUCAGAAGACCUCCAAACUUUGAAUUAGCUAAAAAUCAUGCAGUAAUAAAUUUUAGAUGAUUUUCAAAGAAAGCGAAUAAAUUUAGUUAUUCGAAAGAGAUAGAAAACAUAGACAAUGUUGAAUAUUGUCCUUGUUGUGGAUUUCCUAUAAUUGAAUCAUAACUAAGUUAUUGCUGUAGAAAUGAAGAGUUAGCUUUUAAUGGAGCAGGAGUACCAUUAUUCUUUGAAUUCAUUAUAUUUGUAGCCAUUUUACUAUUCUUAAAUUUGUAACAAUAUCAUAACCAUUUUUUAGUUUAAUAUCUGGGUUGUAUAAUGCAUUAAAUAAUUAUUAUGGAGCAUAAUGUGAAAUUAAUUCUUCUGUCUGCAAACUAAAUUAUUAUAACACUUACUCACUUACUAAUAGCUCUAGGUAUUCAAUUAUUUUAAAAUAUUAGAUAACCUGAUGUUAUUUUGUUAGGAUUAGACAUUUGUAAUAUUUUAGCUAUGAUUUUCUUUUCAAUUUAUUAUAGAAGACAUUUGAAUAUUAUAGCUACAAAAAUAGAUGAAAAGAAUAUCUCAAUAUCUGAUUACUCCAUUCAAAUAAGUAAUUUACCUAUAUCCUCAACCAAAUAAGAGAUUUAAAAUUACUUUUCAGAAGUUAAAUUAAAUGGAUCUUCUAUUUCAAAAUUAAAUAUUAUAUAAAUUGUAUUAGGUUUUGAUAUUUAAGAAUACUAUUAAUUAACUAAACUUAAAAUUGAAAAUGAAUUAAGAAUAACAUCAAUUUUAUCUGAAUAGUAAAUUUAUCUAUUUGAAAUUUAAUAGAUAAAAUCUUUCUAUGGGGUCAUAAACAUAAAAUCUAGAAUAAUAAUUGGAUGAAAUCAAUGCUAAAAUUAUAUAAUUCCAAUAAAAUCCUCAAUUAUUUAAAUUUAGUGGUGUAGCAUUUAUAACAUAUAAUACUUCGACUUAAGCAAAGUAAAUAAGGAAAUAUCACACAUAAACUAAAUUUUAGUAUAUACUCUAAAAAUUACUAUUUUUCUAUCCUUUAGAAUCAACUAAGACAUUUUAAGGGAAAACUCCUCAUGUAAUUAGAGCACCAGAGCCAGGAGAUGUAAUUUGGGAAAAUUUAGGUAUUAACCCUUUAAUUUAGUUUAAAUAUUAAAUUUUAACAAAUUUAGGGUCGUUAUUUAUCUUAGCCAUAUGUUUUGGAUCUAUAUUGGGUGUUUCUGUAUAUCAAGUAUUGAAUGAUAUAAUUAAAGGAUAAAUUAAAUCAAUCUGAUAAAAGCAGCAGAUCGACUUCAAUCGAAUUGUAUAUAACAGUUUUUGGAUUAUUAGCUUCUUUAAUAAUUUCAAUACUAAAUAAUCUAAUGGGAUUAUUAAUAAAAAAGUUUGUAGCAUUGGAGUUGCAUUCAACUUAGACAGAAUUCAAUAUAAGUUUUGCUAAUAAAUUAGGGAUAGUAAUAAUUAAAUAUAUAAAUAGGCUUAAUUUAUAAAUACAGCAAUUAUACCACUUUUAGUAAAUAUAGCAUUAAAUGAUCAAGAUAUAUUAACAUAAACUUGGAAAGAUGGUGGAUUAAUAUCUGAUGUUUGUUUAGUUCUAAUAAUGAAUGCCAUAUUUCCAUGGUUAUUUAAUUUAUUGGAUCCAUAUUUCUUUUAUAGAUAAUAUUUAAUGAGAAAAUCAUAAAAUUAGGGAUAGAAUUGUGCCUUAACUUAAAGGGAAGCUAAUUUACUUUUUGAAGGAUAAACUGGAGAUUUAUCAAAAAAAUAUGCAACAAUAACAAAAACAUUAAUGCUAUCAUUUUUUUAUGCUUAACUCAUUCCUUUAGGUGUGUUAAUAUCUUUAGGUUUUAUAAUCAUCAAUUAUUGGGUUGAAAAAUACUUAUUAGUUUAUCGUUAUUCUAAGGGUCCAACAAUAGGUAGUUAGUUAGCAGAUGAAUAAGUAGAUACUUAUAUAGAGUUGGCAAUUUUAUUAUUUUCUAUAGGAAAUUGUAUUUGGUAGAUUCUUUUGUAAAAUGAAAUACAUUAUUUGGUUUGGUUUCAAUUAAGUUUGGGGAUUGCUCAGUAUUUAUUUCCUGUGGAUUAAAUAUUUGAUAAUUUUAUAAAAAUGGAGGAACCUGAAACAGAAUCAACAUUUGAGGAUAAUCAAAUAUUUAUAUGGGAUGAUUAUGGAAAACGAAAUCCAGUUACAAUGCAAAAUGAAAUUGAAUAAUGGAUUUUAUAAAUAAGUAAAAGAAAAACUAAUAAUUUAUAAAAUAAGAAAAUGUUAAAAUAUUUCAAUAGAGUUAAAAAAUAAAAGUAAAACAAAUAAAUUGAAUUAUAAGAAUCAAUUGCAAAUUCAUUAAUCACUUCUAAAUUUUUGAAGGUAAUUUCUUGAAUAAUAAUAUAGUUUUUAAUUAAUAAAAAAUAAAUUUAUCCAUUGCAUUAAGAGUUUAUUCACAAAUUGAAAACUAAAACAAAAACUAAGAAUUAAACUGAAAAUCAAGAGUAAGCAAAUUAUUGUUAAACAAUAAAUUAAUCAAUUUAAGAAUUAUAGAUUUGA
Paramecium primaurelia is the source of this 2554-nucleotide messenger RNA. Lineage: Eukaryota; Ciliophora; Oligohymenophorea; Peniculida; Parameciidae. The record is from the annotation of a GenBank genome assembly.